Spea bombifrons (plains spadefoot toad) is the source of this 1487-nucleotide messenger RNA. RefSeq names its product 2-acylglycerol O-acyltransferase 1. Gene Ontology annotation, molecular function: diacylglycerol O-acyltransferase activity. NCBI's taxonomy places the organism in Eukaryota, Metazoa, Chordata, Amphibia, Anura, Pelobatidae. The coding region runs from base 160 to 1167 and encodes 335 amino acids. The transcript has 7 exons. The record is from RefSeq and is a predicted model, not a curated record. Gene Ontology annotation, biological process: triglyceride biosynthetic process; diacylglycerol biosynthetic process. Gene Ontology annotation, cellular component: endoplasmic reticulum membrane.
GAAGAAAGAGGGCAACAGCCCUGACAACCAUUACAGACACACUGUGGGUACAUGAGACCUUCGCCUGAAUCCGAGUUUGAAAAGGGAUUGCUGUUUCUGAGGUGACAGUAGGUUUGAUUCGGGAAUCGAGACACCUAUGAAGCAGUGAGAAUAUACAUUAUGAAGGUGGAAUUUGCCCCUCUCAACAUUCCUCUGACUCGGAGGUUGCAGACCGCUGCUGUUUUCCAGUGGGUCUUCUCCUUCUUGUUAUUGGGACAGUGCUGUGUGGGGAUUUUCCUCUUGCUGGUCCUUGCAAGAUUAUGGCUUUUGAUAGCUCUGUAUGUUCUUUGGCUCUACCUUGACUGGGAGACUCCCCAGACUGGAGGACGGAGAUGCCAGUGGGUGCGAAACUGGACUGUGUGGAGGUUUUUUAAGGAUUAUUUCCCAAUUAAGCUUGUAAAAAGUGCAGAUUUGGACCCACAGCACAAUUAUCUGAUGGGGUUCCAUCCUCACGGAGUCCUGGUCGCCGGUGCCUUCGCGAACUUCUGCACGAACUACACGGGCUUCGCAGAGCUCUUCCCAGGCCUGACGCCCUACCUGCACAUCCUUCCCUUCUGGUUCCGUUGUCCUUUCUUUCGAGAGUAUAUCAUGAGCGUAGGAUUAGUUUCUGCCUCUAAGAAGAGCGUCAAUCAUGUAUUAACCAAAGAGAAUGGAGGCAAUGCUGCUAUCAUAGUGAUCGGGGGAGCCGAGGAGGCUCUGGACGCACACCCUGGAAACCUAACACUCCACAUCUUGAAGAGGAAAGGAUUCAUCAAAGUAGCCAUGAAGCGGGGCGCUCAUCUGGUACCGGUGUUCUCGUUUGGGGAGAACGAGCUCUUCCACCAAGUGCCUAACCCAAAAGGCUCCCUGCUGCGAUCGGUCCAGGAGAAGUUGCAGAAAAUCAUGGGAUUUUCUAUGCCGCUGUUUCAUGCCCGCGGGAUCUUCCAGUACAGCUUCGGCUUAAUGCCAUACCGGAAGCCCAUUCACACUGUGGUUGGCAGACCGAUCCCAGUGGCCCAAACGUCAAACCCAACACAAGAGGAAAUUGAGUCACUCCAUCAAAAGUACCUUAACGCACUUCAAGAGCUCUUUGAAGAGAACAAGGGGAAAUAUGGAAUCCCUGAACACAAGUCCCUCAUUUUCACGUGACCCCAGAUGUAGUUCCUAGCAGCACCACUAGAUGGAAGCACCUGAUUGAAUCCGCAAUCUGCCCUUGGCACCCUAGCACCCGGUCAAAUCAGUUUGUGACCUUAUUUUUUGAAAGAGGCUUUUGUUUGCCUUCUUAUGUAUGUGAAUUCUGUCUCAUCAUGGCUUUCUUUAAAGCAGAAGAUAAUCAUCACUUAACAUCUGUCAUAGUAUAUAGGUUAAUGCUUUAUUUUUUUCCUUUAGCCUAUUUACUUUUGAAAUGUUUCAUCUAAUAUAUAAUAUACAGCAAAUGUAAAUGCCAAAAUAUUUCUAUAAUAUAUAAA